GGGCCUGCCUGUGGCUCAAGAUGGGGUGGCGGCGUGUCCUGUGGUUGCUACUCGUCUUCCUGAGCCCGGGGGCAGCGCGGGGUCCCGACCCCGAAUCCACCCAGGGCCCGGACCCCGACCCCACCGCGGACUCCGCCACCGAGUUCGGGACCACUUCUCAGUCUCUUGUGACUCUGGCCCCGAGGCUCCCAAAGCAGGAGGUCCAGAGGCCCAGCCCGGUUACGGACGUUUCUACACUGUGUGUGUGUGACCUGAUAGCUGAAGAAUGUGACGCUAACUGCUGUUGUGACCCUGACUGCAGCUCUGCAGAUGUCAGUGUUUUCUCAACAUGCUCUGUUCAUGUUGUCAAAGAUGAUGAUCAUUUCUGCUUUCAAAAGACAGCUAUAUAUGAAAUGGAUUUGCAAGCGGAACCACCUAAAAGACUAUUUCAGUUAACUGAUAAAGUCAACCCAUCUCUUUUCUGUCUCUAUACUCUCAACUACAAAGCUGCAUUAUCCUUUAUUACUCCUGAAUUCCCCAAUGAGAAUGAUUUUGAUAAUUUCUUGAAAAAAUCUGAUAAUUUUGCCAGAACUAAAGAAUUAGACAUUUCUCACCCAACCAUACUGAAUGCUCCAACUGCUACUAAAUACAUGUACAGAAUUCCUGUGCAGACAGAUUCUGAUUCAUUUCUGAUGCUCCCAUGUCCUUUAGUCACCAUUCAUUGCACAGAUAACAAUCCUAUAGGCUUUCUGAUGAACCAGAACUUUAGAUGUAACAGAAGAGUAACUCUGGAGCAAUGUGGUGAAGACAAAGCCCUCAGUAUGGCUCACUACAUCCAACCCAAGAUUAUGGCUGAGCCUAAUUCAAGUAAAAAGAUUCCUAUCACUGUCCGAGGAGUACUUCUGAAAUCGCUAAAUAAAACAGUGACUUAUCAUCCCCAGAGUGAUGUUCUUUUGCAACCCACUUUUGUCAACAUCAGUGGUCUGAAAGUCUGCACUAAUGUUGUUCUUCAGUUAACGUACAGCAUCACAUACACAGAGGCAGGUGAAAUCACAAAGGCUGAUAGCCAUUUCCUUCUUGGGACCAUCAGCAGCUCGAUGCUUCCACUUCAACAGCAAUUUCAGGUUGAAUUUCUUCAGCAAAAUGUUAAAUCAUUCCGUGUAAGUGGAAAUCCAGGUUAUAUUCCAGGACAACCAUUAUUAGCUGGAUUUGAGAAGGGAUCUCGAAUUAUUCAAAGUUCUAAUAGAAAUAGACAGUUUACUGUUUUUUAUAGCACAGAUGAACAGAACUGCUUAUUAGCAGAAGGACUUCGAAAACCGAUACUUUUUGGUUAUAAUAUGAUGACUUCCUGCAAACUAAGAUUGAACACAACACUCAAUUGCCAACUAGUUGAAGAAAGACUGAAAAAAUUACUGAUGGGACAAAACUUCCCACAAUAUGUAUCUUCUUUUGGAAAUUCUCCAGUCCAGAAUUUGCAGGAAUGGGUGCCUGUCCGUUUCUUCACUCAGACACAAAAUAGACGGGAGCCAUGUGUGAUUCCAAUGACCUUUGAGAUAAAAGUGAAGUGGACUAAAUAUGGUUCCUUAAUGAAUCCACAAGCCAGAAUAAACAGUGUUACAGCAAAAUUGACUUCAAAUUAUUUUUCCAAGACCGAAUUAGAAUAUGACAAUACGAUGCAGGUUUCUACGGUGGUUAGUUUUGUUGAUGUGUCUGCACCUGCAAAAGCAGGUUACAAAGCUCGGCCAACCAUUGAUGCCAAGUUGCCCUCCAAUUUCUUCUUUCCAUUUGUGUGACGUAAGUACUUACUAACUUAAGGAAAUCCUGGGGCUGCUGCCGGGUAUUUUUAGCCCUGAGAAUGGAGUGGCCGUUGGGCUGAGGAGUCCCCGUCAUUUGGAGAGCCGUGCCCGUCCGCUCUGACUUCUAGAUCAAGCCUCCCCUCCGGUCUCUCGUCACCUCUCGCUGGGCUUUUCUUGAUUUUAGCAAUCGAGGAGGUCGAAGAAGCUCCUGGGAUUUCCAGCCCUUCGGAGGAGCCGAGCUGUGUCUGCUCUGACUGCAGCCCCUGUUUCAGUCUUCCCUCACGAGGAGCUGCCUGGGCCGCUCCGAGACUUCUUUGGGCCAUUGGGUGUGGGAGACAGAGCUGACCUCCGAGUCCGGAAGACCCAGAGUAAAGGCCUGAGCACGGACCUCUCCUGGGCCUGUGGCCACAGACCAGUCCCUGACCUCGAGGGCCAAGCUCCGCCGAUGGCCAAGGGCAGGGUGGCUGACUGGCUUCCCUGUGUCCUCGUCAGAGCGCCCACCGCUCUGGCCGAACAUCGGAGCAGUGUGCGAGGAGGGCUGGCCGGCCCUGCUUAACUACCUCUAAAGGCUUUUCUUCAACUGAGGAUACACAGGCUUGGGAAGGACACGGACCGGCCGGUUCGAGAAUGUCUCAGUGAGGCUGGUCAGGAGACUGCAGGCCAGCAAGCAGUGGAGUGUGGUCUGGAAGCCAUUUUCAGUUGUGGUUCAGUCACUUCAGACCCGUUCAACACUCGUGACCCCAUUUAGAGUCUUUUGGGCAGAGAUACAGCAGUUUGCCAUUUCCUCCUCCAGCGCCUUUUACACAUAAGGAAACUGAGGCAAACAGGGUGGAAUGAAGUGCCCGGGAUACACAGCUAAAGUAUCCGAGGCCAGAUCUGAACUUGGGAAGAUGGAUCUUCCUGACGCCAGGUCCAGAAUUCGAUCCGCUGCUGGAAACUGUGCCUUACAAUAAUUAGUUGAAAGAAGUAGACACGAAGAGUCUGGAGAAUAGAGAACAGGUUGGGAGGGAGGGCUGCACAGCUAUGAUUGCUUUUUUUUUCAUAGCCACGGGAUUGUUUUGUAGAGGGGGGGUACGAUUUAUUCUGGCUCCAGAGGGCAAAGCUAGGAGCAACAGGUGGAGGCUGCAGAGGCAGAUUUAGCUCAGCCUAAAGUCACCUUCUGGACAAUCAGGUGGCCACACCUGGAAUCUCUCAGGAAGUAGUUUAUGCAAAGUCUCCUUGAUCCCUGUCAAAGAUGCUUCCCACCUGGGAGCAAGGCCAGAUGACCUUGCAGCUUCAGAAUGAAGGGAGAGCCCGGCCAGGUUCUGGCCAGCCCUCUAGCCUCCAGGCUUCCUGUCCCAAGUGACUCGGGACUGUGGGAGAGAAUGUGUUUAGGACAAAGCUCUUUGUAGGUUUGUCUUCAGCAGAGGCGGCUGGUGGUGCAGUGGCUACGGGCUGGGCCCUCAUGAGGGCUCGACUCCAGCCUCACUCACUGGGUGAGCCUGGACUGGACAUUUAAUCUCUUUCUGCCUCGGUUUCGUCAGUAAUAAAAGAUAUUAAUAAUGCCUUAUUCACAGGGUUUUAAAUGAGAGACACUAUUUUCAAAUUGCUUAGCAGAGUGCCACAUAGGUGCCUUUUCCCUUUAUUUCUUAGGAAAUCCAACCCCUUAAUUCAUCCCACUGCUUUAAAAUGAAAAUGACUUCAAAAGCAAUAGCUGUUCAAUUUAGCCUCUUCUUCCUUUAACUUCCAUAUGCAAAUGAGCACAAAAAUAGUCAAAUAUUAUACGGAAAUAUUAGAAGCAUAACAAAAAAGGUUCAAGAAAAGCACCUUCUCAAAUACCCCAUUAAUUGCAGCCUAAUCUUUGAUCUAAUUGCUAUGUGCCAUCCCAAGCCCAGCCCGGGAACACUCCUGGGAUGCUACAGAAUGGAGGUAGAUCAUUAAGAGUUCAUCACUGUUGUAGCAGGAGAAUCUAGUGGGAGGGCUCAAGCAAAGCAGGCAGUUUCACAUGGACAUUAAUUGUGUGGUAGCUUCAGCAAAUGUCACCCAGAGGCAUGAGUAAAUACAAUUAGGUUUAGACUGAAUUUUGCAGCUGGUUGCUACAGAGGGAUCUGGACAACAUCCAGAGAAAGACCCAAACUGCAGGGAUUCACUUGUAAGCAACAGAACACGGUUCCUCUUUCUGAUCUGCUCAUGAAUAAAUGGACUUUCCUAUAAUGA
Antechinus flavipes (yellow-footed antechinus) is the source of this 3971-nucleotide messenger RNA. RefSeq names its product tectonic family member 1 (gene TCTN1). Gene Ontology annotation, biological process: protein localization to ciliary transition zone; cilium assembly. The transcript is spliced from 14 exons. Lineage: Eukaryota; Metazoa; Chordata; Mammalia; Dasyuromorphia; Dasyuridae. The record is from RefSeq and is a predicted model, not a curated record. The coding region runs from base 21 to 1772 and encodes 583 amino acids. Gene Ontology annotation, cellular component: MKS complex.